Messenger RNA from Pyricularia grisea, 3324 nucleotides. RefSeq lists its product as uncharacterized. The transcript has 3 exons. The record is from RefSeq and is a predicted model, not a curated record. Bases 1 to 3324 code for a protein of 1107 amino acids. Gene Ontology annotation, biological process: transmembrane transport. Gene Ontology annotation, molecular function: transmembrane transporter activity. Lineage: Eukaryota; Fungi; Ascomycota; Sordariomycetes; Magnaporthales; Pyriculariaceae.
AUGGGCGACGCUUCAUUGCCAGAGACAUGGCAAGACGAGGUGGCCAGGGUCCAAGCACAUCGCGAUGCCUCCCUCGCAAAGGUGCAACCUACCCUUGAGGGUGUCCCAGCUGAAGCCAGCAUGCCUAUCAACACCCUAGACUUGCCGGGAAGAAUCUUGACAGCUCGAGAAAUCGAAAUAACAGAGGGGUACAACAUCACCGACCUCCUUGCAGUGAUGCAAAGCCGCAAAGUCUCCGUGGAGGAGGUCACACGUGCAUUUCUCCGCAGAGCAGCAAUCGCACACGCGGCGACCAAUUGUCUGACAGAGCUGCUCUGGGAUCAAGCCAUCGAGCGAGCCAAGUACCUCGACUCGUUGCCCGAGCCAAAAGGCAUGCUCUUUGGUCUGCCAAUAUCGACAAAGGAGCACCAAGGAAUGGUCGGUUCCAACGUGACAUCCAAUUCCUCCUUCGUUGCGUGGAUCGGCAAGGAGCAUGGAUCCAAUCUGCUCUACGACUGCCUGUGGGAGGAAGGGUGCGUUUUUUACGCCAGGACGAACCAGCCACAGGCCAUCAUGCAUCUGGAGACCGACAAUCCCUUAUACGGACGGACGGUGAACCCAUAUAACAGGAAUCUGAGUCCGGGCGGCAGCACUGGCGGAGAAUCGGCGCUGAUCGGCAUGCGAGGCAGCAUUUUGGGUAUUGGCGGCGACAUUGGCGGCAGUAUCCGGCUGCCUGCUGCACACGUGGGCCUGUACGGUUUCAAGGCGACAUGGAAGCGCCUCUCUGCCCGAGGGUUGAUGGCGCCAGCCGCCGGCAAAGAGACCAUGGGCGCCUCACCCGGUCCGCUAGCCGCUGAUCGUAAUGCGCUCGAUUUAUUCAUGCGCGUCGCGCUGGCAGCGAAGCCCUGGCGUAGCGAUCCGUCCGUCGUUGAGAUGCCCUGGAGGCCAUACGACAAGUUCACAAAGGGCAAGAGGCUUAAGGUGGCAGUGCAGUGGUGGGACGGAGUCGUGCGACCCCACCCGCCCAUGAUGAGAGCACUACGACAAGUGGCGGAUGCGUGUCGUCAGGCUGGUAUGGAAGUCGUUGACUGGGACUGUGAGAGUCUAGACCAUCAAAGGGCCUGGGAUAUUUUGUCGGCGCUAUAUUGGCCGGAUGGUGGAAGGGAGGUCAUGGACUUGCUGAAUAGAGGUGGUGAGCCGAUAUUGCCCCUGACAAAGUUCAUAAUUCAUGAGCAGCCUACGGUCAGGAGCUUGACGCAGCAUGAACUGUGGAAGUUGUGCCUUGAACGCGACAACUACCGCGCCAUGUACGCACAGGCGUGGUCGGCCACUGGCAAGGAUGAGGAUGACGAGGUGGACGUUAUCCUCUGCCCGCCCAACUUUGGAGCAGCCACGCCCCACGACCAGUCGAGAUAUUGGGGCUACACGUCGCACUGGAACCUCGUGGACUACCCUGCUGUUGUCUUUCCUGUUACCACCGUCGACCCGGUCAAGGACAUCAAGGAUACGGAUUAUACCCCUAAGAACGCGCAGGACAAGUUUGUCUACGAUAUGUACACUCCCGAGACAUUCGCCAACGCCCCCGUGAGCCUGCAAAUUGUUGGCAGGCGAUUCCAUGACGAGAAGGUGUUGGCUGCUUUGAACCUGGCCGAUAUCGAGCCCACCUGGCUUACCGACAACGGGGAGCUGCUGCCCCCGGGCACCGUCCGGCUGCUCGACAGCACCGGCCAUGUUGACUCCAAACACGCUACUGGCGCUGGUCAGAACGAUUUUAUCCUCGUGCCAGCGCCGUCAGAGGAUCCCGAGGACCCGCUCAACUGGAACCGACGGCGCAAGAUUCUGGCGACGAGCUGCAUUGUCAUCUAUACCAUCGUCAUUGCUAUCCCAUCAAGCGCAGUCUACUCUAUCGUGACGCCCAUCCGCGCCGAUACGGGCCUCACGCUUACUGACAUCAACAACGGCACCGGCAUCAUGUUCCUUUUCUACGGCUGGGGCUGCAUCUUCUGGCAGGCAGUCGCCCUGCAGUGGGGCAAGCGGCCCGUAUACCUCUUCUCGCUGCUCGCCAACGUCAUCAUACUCGCGACCGCGCCCAUGUGCACCACCUCGGGUACCUACCUGGCCAACCGCAUCAUCCUGGGCUUUUUUGGCUCGCCUGUUGAGUCGUUGGCCGAGGUGUCUGUCGCGGACUUGUGGUUCGCCCACGAGCGCCCUACUUACAUGGCCUGGUAUGGGUGGUCCCUGGCCAUGUCCGGCAAGCUGGCUCCUAUGCUGUCGGGAUUCAUUAACGUCGGCAUGGGUUGGAAAUGGACACUCUGGUGGUGUUCGAUUUGGAACGCAAUGGGCUUUGUCUACUGCUUCCUGCUGAUGGAGGAAACCAACUAUGACCGGCAGCAUACCCAUAGCCCCCACGUAGCGCCUCACGUCAGGUCCUCGGACCCCAUUGGUUCGGACAGCCAAACCGCUGCUACCGAUGUCUCCAGUCCCGCCACCCCAACCAAAAAGAAGUCAGUUGAUUCUCCCGCCGCUGCUACUGUCAAACCUAGGGACAGCGAGUUCGGCGAGCUCGCCUGGCCGCGCAAAAGCUUUUGGGAGAAGCUCAACCUCAGGGAUAAAAAGCGGCCGAUGCGAUUUUGGGAUGUUUUCUGGGCACCUUUUGUCGGCUUUACGUAUCCUGCAGUCGUCUAUGCCGGUUUUAUGUACGGGGCCAACAGUCUGGUGUGGCAGGGCGUGCAGAAUGCCACCAUCGGCACCAUCUAUACGACCAGGUAUGGAUUUAGCACGGCCGGCGUCGCCGGGGCUUACGCGGGUGGAGUGCUCGGUUCCAUCAUCGGCGGUCUAUACGCCGGAAAGGUAGGCCAGAUACUGACGGUGCGGCUGGCGCGGCGCAAUGGUGGUGUUGCCGAGUCGGAGAACAUCCUGUACCUGUUCGCCGCGGGCGUCGUACUAGUACCCUUUGCUAUGAUCCUGUACGGCGUGGGCGUCACGUACCACCUACACUGGUUCGCGCUGGCCAUCACCCAAUUUGCCCUUGCCAUCACCGCCUCUUUCUGCAUCCCUGGGGCGCUGGGCUACGCCAUGUCCAGCUAUCCUGAGCUGUCGAGCCAGCUGGUCACCACUUGCGUACUUAUCCGCAACACCCUGUCCUUCGCCAUCAACUAUGGCAUCACUCCAUGGCUUAACCACAACGGCUACCUGGCGGUGUACUGUAUUGUAGGCGGCAUUGGCCUCCUUUGGAACGCCAGCUGCUUCGUUAUGAUCCGCUACGGCCGCCGCCUCCGCGAAUGGACUGCUCCCCGCUACUAUCAGGAUGUCGAUCGUGCCCGUGCCAAGGGUCUUAGUCAUUGA